Molecule: messenger RNA, 2753 nt
Organism: Sclerotinia trifoliorum
Lineage: Eukaryota; Fungi; Ascomycota; Leotiomycetes; Helotiales; Sclerotiniaceae
Source: the annotation of a GenBank genome assembly
AUGACAGAAGCAUCUCAACAAGCCAACAAUAGCCAAGCUUCUCCGCCCUCAAGGAAAUUCAUUUCACUUCCGGUGCCUCCUGGCUUUUCAUUCGAGCGACGAGAGGAGAAUAUCAAGCAGUACUGGAAGGACAAAGAACUCGCAGACGAAACGGCCAGAAACACAGAGUUCGAUAAGAACAUUACUAGGAGCGCCUCAGUUAAUCACCAUAAGGAUUCUGUUCCUGAUAUGGUCGGAGAAGUAGAUAAUAGGCAACGUAAGGAGGACAAGAUGCUGGCCCUUCAAACAAGUAAGAAUGUACAGUCCAGUAAUCUGUCAUGGUUCUCCCUUCUAGGUUUUCAAAGCCUUCAUCGAAUUUACAGAGAGGAAGUUUUGAUGAUCAGCGAACAGAGACAUACUAAUAAAUCCAUACCGGCGUGUGAAACAGGUGAGAACAAGACGAUAUUAUCCCCCCCACCCUCGUGGCUGCAGAGGGUAGUAUAUGGAACUAGGAACAACAUAAUAUUCACCAAUGCAAAUGAAUUCCUUGGGUAUGCUAUCGGUUUCUAACUUUACCUCACCUACCAGGAAAUUCAUAAACGAAGAGAUUCUACGAGUAGGCUUCACUUUCAAAACCUUAACUGCUCUCUGUUUAUUAAGUCGACUACUAUCCUUUUCCGGAAACACAACAAACAGAUCUUAUACACGUGCACGUGUUGCAGUGUCAAUCUUUUCUUUUCUCUCAAUUUCCAACUACUGCAACCUAAUUGGCAACUUUAAGGGUCUUCGCAAUAGCUUCACUUUGUUCUACUUCUUGCAGCUAGUUUUGUUCCAUUAGCUUUCAGUGUUUUUAGAAGUUUCUAGACCAAAAAAACUCAGAAUCAACACUGUUUCGGGUCACAAAUCUUUCGAUCUUCAUUACUUCAAUCUUCAUCUUUAACAACUAAAAACUUGCAAGCUUCUAGUGUUGCUCAGUAUGGCUAUCCUGAGUACAGAACAAGGCGACGCCGAGGUUCGAAUCAAGAGGCACCCAGAUAACACAUACUAUGACGAAUACAUCAAAGUUGAACGCAAGGAAGGCGACUCCGAUGAAAAUCGUAAGAGGUAUAUCGUUGCAGAACCGGGCACCAAAUACUAUAUCGAAUUCAAAUUGAAAAACGGAUUUGAUUUCGGCGAUUACAAUCUGAUCAAUGUUUUUUUGUUCUUUCCCGGCAGAGAUCAAGCGAUUUCUACACUUUUUAUUAAUGCGAAACCUGAGGACCGGCCAAAAUUAAAGACACACCUCAUCAGGAAGAUUCAGUACGCCAAUGUAGAAGUUGAUGGGCAAAAACUUCUUGGGGCGAGAUUUGCAUUUCGGAAUAUUCAGAUUGGUGAGUGAACAGCUCGAUCCUUGCAACUAAAUAUUGUCUAAAGCUUACUAUAAUAGACGAGACACUUUCCAACGAAACAGAUAUCAUGGGCAUUCAUCCGGAUGAUCUUGCUACCUUUAAAAUCAAGCUGUACUUGUGGAAAAAGUGCACUACCACACUAUCGGAUAAUGAUUACAAAAGUGCAUUAUUAGACUGGGAAAAUGAGUGUUCAAGAGCUCUAUUUACCAGUACGAAGAAAGAUAAGCUUAGUUUGGAUCCCGACGUCAAAAUCGAUCAGCCGAAGGCACAAAAUAUCUGGGAUGCAAAAAAGGUUGAUCUGGAUAGCUACAAGAAACGCGGGAUCAGCUCGGCUCUUGGGUAACUACAUUUUCCAUUGCUUAUAUGUAGCAAUAGCUUAUCUUUCUAGUUUUGUGGGGGGCAGCGUGGAAUCUUUCAUGCUUCCCAAAAAGCCAAAUCGUUACACUACAGAGUAUACCGACGGCUGUUGCUUCGGUACAUUUGAGUUCCAUUGUAGAACUUCUCGUAUGUCACUUCUCCCCAAAUUUGACUUAGAUGUACUGAACUAAUUUGGCAUGCAGAAUUCUUAGAGCAAGCAGGUAUCAUCAAGUAUCCCCCGCCUCUUCACUGUUAUUCCUGGCUCGUCUUGAGUGACAACGAAAGAAAAGCAGCUCUUGGGGAAUUGCAGGAUCUGAGCAAGACGCAAUGGCAUGAAGACCAAGAAAAGGGAAAGGGCAUGGUACUACCUAUGAUUGGCAGGGUCAGGGCAGAGGAGCACCCGUGGGAAUGGCGCCAUUGGGACAGAAUGUACGCUACUGAGAGGCAAAGAGCAUUCCAGAGUCUUCAAGUAAGCUUUUAUUGUCUGUAUCAUCCCAGGGAUAAUCAUUAAUCCCCUCCUAUCAGGACAAGAAGAAAGCUCGCGAGCGAGGUAUCAUCCAGCGUCAGUAUAAAAAUAUGGUGGGCGAGAUCAUUGUUCUAGAUGAUGAAGAUGAGAUGCCACAUUCGAAAGCUCGCAAUAGGGAUAGUAAUGACGAGGGAAAAGAGAACGCCAAGUCUAACAAUUGGGAAGUGGAAGUUAAACAUGAAGGGACUCAACGCAUAGCGGCAAACAGUGUCGAUGCACCAAAGGCCGUAAGUACGCAAGUCAUCAAGAACGAACCCAUCGGUAAUGAUGAUGAUGAUAUCAUCAUUGUCUCUGAAACCAAGAAUCUCAUUCUAAACCCAGCUCCGAGGGAGAAAGAGCCAGAAUACACAGAUGAGGGGCUAAUAAAGGAAGAAGUUGCACUAGAAAGAUUGAAGGAAGACAUUGCGCAAGAGGAGAGAGUUCUUAAGAUGAAGCGACAGCGGGAUGCCUUGCAGGAAAAAAUUGAUGCGGCAAGAAGUGAGAAGCGUAUCAAGACGGGAUAA